Messenger RNA from Saccostrea echinata, 1158 nucleotides. RefSeq lists its product as uncharacterized. The coding region runs from base 1 to 912 and encodes 303 amino acids. The transcript has 5 exons. The record is from RefSeq and is a predicted model, not a curated record. NCBI's taxonomy places the organism in Eukaryota, Metazoa, Mollusca, Bivalvia, Ostreida, Ostreidae.
AUGGCUAAAUUGUCGAUAGUUACUCCUAUUCUAAAUUUUAUUAUUUUGUUAUUCCAGCGUGAAACAGUAUCCCUAUGUAGUAUUCCUCUUAUCUGGCAAAAUAGAACGUUUCUGGUUGCACAAUUUUCGAAUGGUAGCUUAAAUAAAACCACUUCCACAAAUGCUACAUUCAGAGGUACCACCGCAGUCUGGGGAGAUGAUGAGGGAAAUUCCAGUCUGUGGACAUGUCACUAUAUUGAUGAAAGUAGCAUUGUAUUAAGAAGCAAACUAAAGAAUGACAGCAAUGAAGCUUUCCAGUGUUUGCUGUACAAAACAGUAAACGAAUCUCUGACUUAUUAUCAAACAUUAUCAGUAAACGACAGCCAAUAUAUUAUAUUUCCGCAAACAUACAACCCUUCGGUUUGUGAGGUAUGCAGUGGCACCAAGACAGAACUUUAUGUUAUGUUCUUGAAAGAAAACUUGACCUGUGGAUGUGUCCCAGAUUGUAACGAUAUUUUGUUUAUAAACCCGUGCAGGAGUCUCGAGAAUACCGCAAACAAAUGUGACUCUGAAAUGGUAUCACCAACAAGUGAAACAAGUGAUGCAAAUUCAUCCUGGUCACGGCACCAAACUUCGCUGAAUUCAGAAAAUUUAACAACAAGCUAUGCAGAGGUAACUUGGUCAUGGCAACAAUCCUCGCCAAGUGCAAUGGAUAAUAACCAAGGACAAAAUUCAGGAAAUAAAAAGGACAGACUUGGUGUCCUGAUAACUCAUCAUGGAGCUUACAUUGGAUAUGGAUUGUCCGGACUAUUGUUUUUUGUUACUUGUAUGGCCUGGGUUUGUCGGUGUUUUCGACUUGCCAAGCAGUCUUACGAAAAGAGACGAAUAAGGAAAAACAAAGUUCACGUUAUUCCGGUACAGGAAAAGAACUAGUAAAAAUUGUUUCCAAGAUAUACAUUUUAUAUGAAAAUUUAAUUUUUGACAACUUUUCAAAUAAAGCAAUAAAUGCACCCCCCCCUCUCUCUCUCUUAUUAUUUGGAGAGGGGUUUAUAAAAAUAAAAAGAAGAAAAUACUAGACAAUUUGAGACAAAAUUUUGACAAUAAGAAUUUUGAAAAAGCAACUUUUGUCAUGCAGUGGUCGUGCAGUAAAUUUACCAUUUUCAUACUAUCAAUACGCAA